Protopolystoma xenopodis is the source of this 258-nucleotide messenger RNA. The record is from the annotation of a GenBank genome assembly. Lineage: Eukaryota; Metazoa; Platyhelminthes; Monogenea; Polystomatidea; Polystomatidae.
AUGUUUACUGGCUCUGACGAUGUCGGUCACAUGACGGACAAAAGUUCAGCACGGAGUCAUCAGGGUCGUAGGACGGUCAGUCGAGGUCUUCUUCGCACAAUUCAACAGACAAAAGUCCAAGACAACCCUCCUGCGGUAUCCGGUGGGGUCAAUCUACGAAUGCCUUCGACUCGCCUUCUCAAAAGAAGUGAAAGGUACGCUAGUAUCAAUCUAUUAAGGGAUUCUUCAAAACCCAGCUUCUCUUCAUAUAAAAAAUAG